AUGAAACAAAUCGUGUAUUCAUGCAUGCUCGCCGCGCUUCUCGGCGCUGUGGUCGCACGGAAUGCACCGAAAGGCGAGGUCUAUACUGAGAAAGAUCCAAACAACUAUAUGCAGGAUCACAUGGCCUCAGAACAUCACAUCGGAGCGUUUGAUCUCGCGAGCUUCUUUGCACUACAUGACUUAGACCGCAAUGGCAUUUUAGAACGUGCAGAAAUCGAAGCCAUAUAUGGUGUACAUCAUUCCUUGUCUCGAAAGCACUCGCAGAAUGCUGAAGUCCACGACGGCAAAGCAGACAUGAUUGUUCGAGAAGUUUUGCGCCGACUUGAUACUAACAAAGAUGGUGUGGUUUCGCGAGCGGAAUUUUUGCGUGGUGGUAAGGCUGGCCUUCCACAAUUCCCUGAGUUCGGAAAGCAUGCCCUCGGCCAUCACUACGACGACGAGUCGGAGUAUUUUGUCCACCACGAAAGCUUGUACCACAAAACUCCUGAUGAACAGACGGAGGAAGCUUAUUCCCACCCCGAAGAUAUCCAGCAUUUUAACCAGCAUGCACAGAUUGAACGAGAAGAGGAGCAACGGGAGCGUCAAGCUGAGGGACUGCCAUCCAUUGAGGAAGACGAACGACGCAAGAUGCACGCCGAAGCUGUUGGAAAGACAUAUGAGAGCGAAUAUGAUAAGCAGUUCUCGCCAGAGAUGGCGCAACAAGCUAAGGAGUACGAAGCAAUGAGCGAGCUUGGUGCAGCCGGUCGCGAUCUCCUUUCGGGCCAGCAUGUAUUCAAGACACCUAACGGCAUCAAAAAGGUUGAUGCAACAAAAGAGAAUGUCUUGAUGCCACAGGGAAAACUUGGCGAUGAAGAUGCGCCUCCUGUGUUUGCUGUCGGUGACAGUGCCGCACGUGCACCAGCAGACCAUAUCGAUGGUGAAACGGAACUUGGACGCAAGAUCCGUCUGGAUCGAGCUCGGCGAGAGGCUAAUGGACGCCCUCGCUAUGGGCAAGGAUCUAAUGGCUUUGCAAAGCCGCGCGAUGAUCCUGAUCGCCUGCGUGCUGGCAUGCCCUACAAGUACCGUAUGAAGAAGAAUGGUGGCUUUUUGCGUGAGAUGAAUUAA
This is a messenger RNA of Malassezia globosa CBS 7966, 1104 nucleotides long. RefSeq lists its product as uncharacterized. NCBI's taxonomy places the organism in Eukaryota, Fungi, Basidiomycota, Malasseziomycetes, Malasseziales, Malasseziaceae. The transcript has a single exon. Gene Ontology annotation, molecular function: calcium ion binding. Gene Ontology annotation, cellular component: endoplasmic reticulum-Golgi intermediate compartment; extracellular exosome. Bases 1 to 1104 code for a protein of 367 amino acids. The record is from RefSeq and is a predicted model, not a curated record.